Thyridium curvatum is the source of this 1956-nucleotide messenger RNA. RefSeq lists its product as uncharacterized. NCBI's taxonomy places the organism in Eukaryota, Fungi, Ascomycota, Sordariomycetes, Thyridiales, Thyridiaceae. The record is from RefSeq and is a predicted model, not a curated record. The coding region runs from base 1 to 1956 and encodes 651 amino acids. The transcript has a single exon.
AUGCCUCAAUCAGCAGCAUCUUUCCUCCCUCGACUCUCACUUUCCCGUGGCGACGGACCGUCGCUCCCACUUUUCAAUUCGAGACGCUCGCUGCGCAGCAAGCCUAGCGAGUACGACCUAGCCGAGCUCUCGCCGCGACCAGAGCAAUCCCUACUCUGGCCGGAACCCGCCCAGGACCGGAGGGCCGACCGCACACCCUCGCCCGCUGCCAAAAUGAAACGGCAGGUUCUCUUCGCGGGCCCGCCGCCUCCCAUAGCCACGUCGACGCUUCUAUACAGGGACGAAGAGACGCGCGUGGAGGCUUUGCCGCGAUACGGCGGCCCUCCUAACCAUACCGCCUCCCUCGGGGACACCCUGCGCAGCGUAUUCCUCGACCGGCCGCCGCCCGAACCACCUCGCGAGGUGUCCUCGGGCUUCGAUGCCGACUCGGUCUGGAGAAACAUACAGAGACGCGAGAGGGCCAUUCAGAAGGAUCUCCAACGGCUGCUCGACGUCCAGGCGGCAGGGCUCUCGGCGGGGCUGGGCCGGUCCCUGGACAAGAGCCCGAGCCUGACGCCGUCGUCUGCAAGUGACGCAGGGCGGAGCACGCCGACCAGCACGUACCACACUCCUCGGUCUCAAUUUCACUCUACAGAGUCGUCCAUGCGCAUGUCGCGCCAGGGCGACGUCAUCCCCGUCCGCCAGCCGCGGUCCAAGCCCAUGGGCCUGCGCUCAGCCCGGGCUGCCCUGGCCCGCAACAUGGCGUUGCUGGCUGACCUGAAGGUGGAAGAGGAUGCAAACCUGGCCGACGCCCUCAGCACGCGCAAACGGGCGCUGGCCCAGCUGCGAAAGAUGUCGGUGCGCCGGGAUGGCAUCGCCGACAAGUUGCGGGCGCUGGAGAACGCAGACGACGACCCGCUCACAAGAGAUCUGGCCCUUCUCAAUGACGAGCACCGGUCAGUUUCUACGGAGAUUUCUGAACUAGAGGCCAAGCUGGCGGGGCUACACAAUAGAAAGAGAGUGCUGGAAGAGCAGAUCGAGGACCUCAGCAACCAGCGAGAGUCGGGUCUGAGCGGCUACCGAGGGGCCCUGAAAGAGGCCGAGGAGCAUGUCGCAGCAACGCUGACCCGCCCGCCGGUGCGGCCUCUGGACCUCGAAGUCUUUGGUCGCGGAGCCGACGGCGCCGAGAUCAAUGGGGCCGACGACGCUGCCUUGAGCGGAGCCGAGUUCAUGCGCCUUCGUCCCACGCGAAGAACUAUAGCCAUGGCUCGGGAAUGGUGGGAGGGUGAGGUCAGGAUCCUCGAGCAACGCAAGGCCGCCGUGGACCAGGAACGGGCUGCGCUGGAAGACGGGGCGGGGGUCUGGAGAGACUGCGUCAAGCUCGUCACGGACUUUGAGUCCAGUCUACGGCGGCAGAUGAAGCAGCAGAGCACGAGUUCCGAAGACUCUGACGAGGCUGCAGACUCCCCCGAGCAGCGGAUGCGGGGCCAGCUCAGCGACAUGGGCGCCGUCAUCAAGAGUCUGGACCUGCACCUGGUGGCCGCGGAGAACAAGGGGUGGAACCUGCUGAUUUGCGCCAUCGGCGCCGAGCUCGAGGCCUUUAAGGAGGCGGAGGGCAUGUUUCGGGAAGCGCUCAGGGAGGCGGGAUACUCGGGCGGCCCGGACGAGGAAGACCGGACGCCUCGCCUGGGCCGGUCCGCGAGCGAGAUCAAAGCAGACCGCGACGCGAUGGGGAGCCAACACCUAGUAGACACGCGGGAUGAUGGUGAUGAUGACGACCCGGGCGCCGAGAGCAGCGACAACGAAGUCCCCGCCGACCUGCUCGUUUCGCACCACGACCCGCGCGGAGGGGGGGCGCGGCACGACAGUAUGAGCAGCGACGCGGCGGCCACGGACACGGAUGCACACGAUAGGGGAGAGCACAGCGAGAACGAGGUGCCGCCGGAGUUCUUGGCGGAGCACCAUCAUGAUGAUUAG